Argiope bruennichi is the source of this 5740-nucleotide messenger RNA. RefSeq names its product conserved oligomeric Golgi complex subunit 8-like (gene Cog8). NCBI's taxonomy places the organism in Eukaryota, Metazoa, Arthropoda, Arachnida, Araneae, Araneidae. The record is from RefSeq and is a predicted model, not a curated record. Bases 225 to 2141 code for a protein of 638 amino acids. The transcript has a single exon. Gene Ontology annotation, cellular component: COG complex. Gene Ontology annotation, biological process: intra-Golgi vesicle-mediated transport.
CACAGUGUUUGUAGUUUCCUGUUUUGUGGUUCAUUAUGAAAGUGAUGUGUUGUUUAUUGUUUACUUUAUGAAAUUUUGGUGUCAGUUAAGAACAAUUCUGGAGCAUACGCCGGAGAACACACCUUCAUUCUUCCUUGGUGCCAAUUGAAGCUUUUUGUGACUAAAAGUUUAAUGAUAGAUAAUUACAUAUUCUUUUCUUUUUUUAGUUUGUAGACUGUAGAAAUAUGUCGUCCGAAGAUCACAACUUAGCAGAUUAUGAAGAAGUGUUACGUGUACUUCCCGAAUCAUUUCGAGAAACAUGGAAAGACAAUACCGAUGUUUUAGUUUAUCUUGCUGAAUUAGGAUCUCUCGGCCUUCAGCGCCUCAGUAAAGAACCAGACAAACUGGCAGAGGAAAGAGUUUCUAUAUUAGAACAAACUCAAGAUUUAGCUUUCCAUAAUUAUAAAACCUUUAUUCAAGCUGCAGAAUGCUCUCAUAAAAUAUUCCAGGAUUUCAAUAAAAUCGAGUUUCGCUUGAACUCUUUAGUUGAUACUCUACCAGUUUUUAAAGAGAAAUGUGCAGAAUUUGGCAAAGAAGCACAGCGGAUAAAUGCUAAAUGGAGGCAGGCAUCAUCAACCUUAGCGAAACAUCCACAGCUAUUAGAAUUUUUAGAAAUGCCUCAAUUAAUGGAUACAUAUGUGAGAAAUGGGUAUUAUGACGAAGCGUUAGAGUUGUCCGCUUAUGUAAAACGAUUAGAAAGAAAGCAUAUGGAUAUACCUCUCAUUAAAAGUAUUGUACACGAUGUACAGGUAUCUACUAAUGUGAUGCUUUCUCAUCUUCUAACAAAACUGAGAACCAAUAUUCAACUUCCUGACUGUCUAAAAGUUGUUGGUUAUUUAAGAAGAAUGGAUGUGUUUAAUGAUUCAGAACUGCGAAUUAAAUUUUUGCAGGCCAGAGAUGCCUGGUUUCAAAAAGUAAUUGACGAUAUUGAUACAGUUGAUGCAUAUGAGCAUGUAAUUAAAGUGAUUGAAAGUAGCCGAGUCCAUUUAUUUGAUAUCACUACACAAUGCAGAGCAAUAUUCGCUGAUGAUGAUCCUUUACUUCUGGUACGUGAAGAUUCUAAGAGUAAUUGUGCCAUUUUUCACAGUUGGAUUAUAUGGAAAAUUUCCUGGUUUCUUGAUAUUUUAGAAAAGGAUAUAUCUGCAGAUCUUGGAGGACGCAUUGAUUCUGUUCUAGCUCAGUGUAUGUAUUUUGGUUUAUCUUUCAGUCGAGUGAACAUUGAUUUCCGUCCGUUAUUGAUACCUGUGUUCCAAAAUGUUGCUUUAAAAAAAUUCUGUUUAGCUGUUGAGCGUGCAACCUAUAAGUUUGAAAAAAUUAUGGAAGCCUUUGCUUUUACUAUGUAUACCAAUACUACUCUAUUAGUUACUACAUUACUGCAAGACAAUUUGCAACCACCUGCUGUUCUUUUGGAUUUCUAUCCUUUAGCUCAAUAUUGUAAUGAUAUAUUAAGUGCAUUAAAUGAAAUGAAACUGUGUUGUUCUUUUGCCAUAUCAAAUGAUGUUGUUACCUCUCUGUCUAAUUCUUUGUCUAGACUGAUAAACGUUUUAGUUUCACUUCACUCAAAGAAAUUGCGGCACAUGAAGGAAUUAGAAAUUGAAAAUUUUAAUAAAUUUUGUUUCCUUCUUUCAUCAGAUCUUGUACCUCACCUGAAUAAAUGCUUGUCAAUCAUAUUUCCUCCUGAAGCUAUGUGCCUUACUUUGGGUAUUACACCCUUAGAAUUCAAAAAGUAUGAAUACUUGUGUAAAUUAAAUCCCAGCAAAUUGCUAGAACCACUUCAAGUUAUUUUACCAACCAAAGAUGAUAAUGAGGAUGUUGGUUUAACAUUUUCUGUUCAGGAUAAAGAUCCUGACAUGCAGAUACUUACUGAAGAAAAUAAAAAUGUUCCAUAUGAUGAUGCAGGUGGGUUGAAUGAAAAUUCAAAUUAUGAUAAAGAAAUGUCAGAUGUGACUGAAUCAUCUGUUAUCAUUGAUAAUAAUAAUUCAACUGCAGAAGAUACUUUGCUUACAGAUACCAAUCUAUUAAAUCAGAAUGUAGAGGAAACAGCACAAAUACAAGAAUUUUCAGAAAAUGUGCCAGAAAUAGAACAACUUAAAAUGGAUUAAACAAAAAUCUUUGAUAACAAAGAAUAGCAAAACACAGAACUUGAGUGAAAUCAAGAAUGUUAUUUUUAGUUUUGUGCAAAUUGCUUGCUAUUGCAUGUUGUUAGAAUUAAAAGUUAAGUUUUUCAUAUUUAUUAAUUGUGCUGUUAUGCAUUAAUUAAAUUAAUUGUUAUUGUUCAUUGUGAAGUAUGGCCUUGCACAUAUUUUAUAAUAAACCAAUUUUAGCAUCAAAUACUUCUUAAUAAAUUUUAAGUUAUCACUUAUAUAUAGUUUAUAUUGAAAAUAUUGUUUACAUUUUUUAAAAAUUUAAAUAUCCAAUAUAUAUCUAAUUUUCUUAAUAUCUCUUUAAAAAAAUAUAAUUUAAUAUGAUUCAAUGUUUUGUUCAGUCUUCCAAAUAGGUUUGGUUGUGUGUGUGUAUAUCAGUUUUCAAAAUGGAUUAGCAAUAUUUUAACUCGGAUCACUUUGAUGGGCAUACAUGUACAAAGGUAAUUAAAUAUGAGCCAUUGUCUUCAACAAAAUACAGACUAGUCAUGAACUUUUUUCGGUUGAAUUUUGACGGCCUGCUUAGGCAGAGUUUUCACACCACUAGCAGAACCUAGAAAACCCAGGGAAUUUAAAAAUAUAGUGAAAUAUGAUUUUUUUUUUUAUAAAAACCAGGAAAUUUUUACUUUCUUAAUAAUUUUUUCCCCAUCUAAAAAUUGCUGAUCUCUAAAGAUUGGAAGAAUAAAAGAAAAUAGUCAUCGAUUCCAAAAAUGAAACAAUACCAUUUGCAAUUUUGUAAUGUGGGAACUUGCGCAAUUUCUACUCUCUCUCUCUUUUCUAUAUAGAUCAACCCAGUUUCAAUUUGUGAGAGUUUUCCUCCCCCUCCCCCCACCAUAAGAUUCCCGAAUUGCACCCAAUUAGGGAUUGCAAUACCGGACCAAAAUUUCAUUACCGGUAUUCGGUAUUUUUUAAAUCUUAAUACCGGGAUACCGGUUUUAAUACCGGUAUUACAAAUUUUAGAAAAAGAAAGAAAACACAGGUGUUUCUUUGUUUUAUUUGCCAGUUUUGUUAUAGAGUGUAAAUGUCACAAAAAUAAUUUAUAAAUUAUAACAGUAUAUAAUCACAAAAAAGUAAAGAAACAUCUUAUUUAUUUAAAUCACAAAAAAAGUGUAAAUAUCACUAUUCAGUCUGUGGUACUUUUACAAAGUUUUGAAAUGUGAUCUUAAAAAACAUAAUGCAUCAAUUGUACUGUCAUUAAGCCUGAAAAGUAAUUUUAUGUAAAAAUUACCAGCUGAAUCGAAAACGCUCUUUCGGCAUCUACGCUAGUUUGUGGUACUGUUAGCAAGGCGCGAUAUAUUUCCAAGUAUUUAUCUCUAAAUCCCUUAUCUUCAAAUAAAAUAAAUCGAUUUCUCGUCGGAUGAUUUUGGAUAUAGCUGAUUUCUGUAUUGUAUUUUGGUUCAUUUAAAUUUUUUUAUUUAUCGCUAAUUCUAAUUUUUGUUCAAGAGACAAUUCCUUUUCACUAUCGACAGUAGUGACAUCAUAAUCUUCGAUAAUUGAACCGAAUUCUUCUGAAUGUGGAUAGGUUUGUGGGUAAAAAAUUUUAAGAAAAUUUACUCUAAACUUAAUCAGAUUUGAAUUGGUUAUUUUCUUUUCUUCUUUUUCAUUUUUAAAAUCAUUAUAAUUAUGUAAAUACCAUAAGACAUUUUCUAUUUCGGUAUGCCUAUCUUCUGUGCGAUUUUUCAAUGUAAUAUAUAAUUCUUCAGAUAGUGAUGUGUGCUGUUUUUUCAGUGACUGCAACAUGAAAUUUAUUGUUGCAUUAGCUGUUAAUAAAUUGGAAUAUCUCCGACAUAAUGCAUCAAUAGUCAGUUUUAUUGGAAGUAGAGCUGAUAUAGUUCUGGAUAUUAAGUCGAAUUCACUAUCUGAAAAAUUAAUUUUCAGGUUUAAGUCGAUUAUUGGAUAUUUGGAUUGGAUUUCUCAGUUUCAAAAAUCGUCCCAUCAUUAGGAGUAAAAUGUUCCAACGUGUUUUAGAAUCUAAUAUUAACAUAUAUUCUGUUUUAUUUUCAGUUAGUAUAUAUUUUAGUAAUAUAUCCUUUUUAUAGGGGAACGUUUAAAUAUCUCAACAAUUUUUCGAACUUUAUAAAUUAUAGGAAGCAUUUCUUGAUUGGUUAAUAUUUCAUCCUCAUUAGCAAUAUCUUCUUCAACAAUUACAUUGUCAUUAUCUUCAUUGUCAAUAUCACUCUUACUCUUUUCAAAGUUGGAAUCCGAAAUUUCUAUAUCCACAGUAUUUGGAUUCUUCUGUUCUUUAUUUUUUUGAUAUAAUACAUCUAUUACUCCUAAACUUUUUUCAUAAUUGUUGCCCCAUCAGUAGUUAUGGUUACAAUAUUUUCUUUCAGGGAUAAUUAAUGUUUCACUAAUUUAGAUUUAAGCAAUUGAUUAGCUAAUUAAUUUUGCCCGUUAGGGAGACAUAAAAACAAAAACGUAUACUAUUUUGCUAUGUUUCGCGAUACCUGAACAUAUAGUGGAGACAAUUUUAAAAAUUUCUAGUAAAUACCGAAAAACCGGUAUUUAAACUUGUGAAUACCGGUAUUACGAAAUUGUACAAAUGGCUCGAAAUACCGGUAUUCGGUAUUGCAAUCCCUACACCCAAUAUACAUACGUGAAACUUCUGUAAUUGUGUGAGAUUAGAAUACAUUUCUUUGGCAGGAAUAAUAACAUUCAUCCUGCGAUGCAUCACAGUAGUAUUAAGUUGCUCACAUGCUAGUUUAUUAAAUAGUUUGUUUAUUAUUGUGAGAAAUUACGAGCUUAUUCAGUGUAGAUUAGAGAAUUUUUUUUAAAACAAUGAGCUGCUCAAAAUCCGUAUGUAAUACAAAUUGGAUGGAUAAAUGUAAUUAAUCCUGAUUUUGCUGGAAGAGUUUGAGAAGUCCCGCAAAAUCCAUUUGUUGCAUACUACUCACUUUGUAAGAAAAUAAAAAGCCUAAGUAAUAUGGAAAAACAGACACUUAUUAGUUAUGUCGAAAGAAGAAAACAUGCAAGACUGCAUGCCAGUUCAAAAAAGUCAUAAUUAUUAGAUUUUAUAUCUAAAGGAAUGAAAGUGGUGUAUCAAGUCCAAAAAUAAACCAAUUUCAAACUUUUUAGCACAAUAAUAAUCAUUUAAGCUGAAUUUUUAUGGACUUUAAACCUUUUUGCAUCACAUUUGUUCUCUAAUGCAUUCAAUGAUAUAUCGGAAAUAUUUUCACAUAUGUUCACUAAAAGUGAAAUAGCUAAAAAAUGUAUGUUAGGCCAUACAAAAAUGUCUAUCUUAUUUGUUAGGAAUUAGCUCCAUGAAACUGAUUGCUGAAAAAUCUGCAGAAAUUGAUGCCUAAAUACAUGAAUUGGCAAAAAUGAAUAAAUAAAAAAAGUAAUUUUGCUUUGUAAUAUUUUUUGUUAAGUAAUCAUUAAAUGAUUUGUAUUACGAUUCCAAAAUUGUUUUGUUUUAUUUCAUCCGAGUCCUUAAUUUUAUGUGACUUACAGUUAAAGAGCAUGAGAAGUGAUAUAUUCCCCCUUUUAAUAUAUAAAUUUUGUCUUUUUAAAUUUUAGACAAAGAUUUUUUUUUUGUAAAUUUCAAAAAAAUUUUGAUAUGC